Molecule: messenger RNA, 686 nt
Organism: Drosophila ficusphila
Lineage: Eukaryota; Metazoa; Arthropoda; Insecta; Diptera; Drosophilidae
Gene: Kaz1-ORFB
Exons: 3
Coding region: 226-588 (120 amino acids)
Molecular function (GO): protein binding; serine-type endopeptidase inhibitor activity
Source: RefSeq, a predicted model, not a curated record
UUUUAACAUUGACCGUAAACCCCAAUUACUGGUUUUGAAGUCGUUUCUUGAAAUUACAAACAGCUCCUUUGUUCAUUCCCGCAGAUCAACUGGCGAAAGGGAGGAAGUCGUGUCUCAAUCACGAUUAUCAGGUACGCAGCUGGCCUAUAAAUAGGCGUCGUUUGUUUUGAUGCCUCAGAAGUGACUUGUUUUCCAAGAGUGCCGGAAGCCAAGGGCUAGAGUGAAAUGAAUCGUAUCGUAAUCUCUGGUCUCGUCUUAAUUUUGGUGGCGGUUGUUAACUGCUAUCCUCAAUUCGACAACGGAAACCGAUUUGAAGCGCCUUGGCAAAACCCAUGGACGCGACCGCAGCAAUCGGGUCAGCCUCCAACAUCUCCGGUCGGAUCAGGCAGCCCCACGACCACCACUGCUCGACCAACCACGCAGUCUCCGCGGUACUAUGCUUGCCUGCAGUCCUGUCCGGCAACAAGCGAGUACAAUCCCAUCUGUGGAAGUGAUAACGUAAUCUACUACAAUGAAAACAAAUUCAACUGCGCCUUGACCUGUGGCUUAAGUAUUCGUCAGCUUUAUAGAGGAGUUUGUCAGACUUAGGCUUAUUUUGGGGUUAUUAUAGCAAUCUAGCUUUUUUCUACGUGUGAAUUACUGAAUCGAUCGGUGACAUCAGCGAAUAAAAACAAAAACAAACCCCA